This is a messenger RNA of Schistosoma curassoni, 7415 nucleotides long. The record is from the annotation of a GenBank genome assembly. Lineage: Eukaryota; Metazoa; Platyhelminthes; Trematoda; Strigeidida; Schistosomatidae.
GUAAGUUAGAUAUAAGUCAACAUACACUACUGUUUUUGUGGUCUUAUUUAACAAAUUUUAUAAUUUCUUUUAAUGUUAAAUUCUAAUCAUACUGAUGGUCAAACAAGUAAUUCAAACAAAAUACAACUAUCUCUGAUAACUAACAACCACUUUGAUAAAUGGAAUGUUCUUUUAAAUUACGGAUCUUUUACAAAAGAAUUUAGACAACUUUUAUUGGAUACACAUUGUUAAUGUUUGAUAUAUUGUAUUACUGUUGAUGAUAUUCCUUGCGGAAUAAUUUAUCAGUGAAUCAGAUUCAAUAUUUCAAAAAAGAUGCUGAAAAAUACAAAUCACUUGUCCAGUACCCCGUCUACUCAUCCAAAUGACCGUGAAAAACUGUUUGAUUUUGGACUACCGCCCAGUGCAAGAAAAGCUUAUGGGAAUCUCGCUGAACAAUCUACUAGGAAAGCCUAUAGUAAUAUUAAUCUCAGUGAUACAUUAACUGACACAGAUGAGGAUUAUUCACAAAAAGACCGCCGAUAUUCAUACUAUGAUCAUUCUAGUACCAAACAGAAUGCGAAAAUAGUGAAAGCAGGUUCAUUCAAUUGCACUGAUUCUUUUAGCUAUGAAAAUGGUUCAAGUGACUGGAAUUCAAGUAAUUAUCGUCACUUUCCACGAUUCAAACCUUCUGAUGAGAAAAUUGAAAAUGAUACACAAUUUGGUAAACAGUCUGAAUCACCAUCUAUAAAUAGAAAUAUUAGUCCUGUGGCAAUUGCUUCAUCUACACCAAAAAUAAAUCAUAAAACACCGACAGUUAUGAAUAUAACAAAUUCAUCUGUCGUUACAGGGAAUUCUUUUGAAGUUUCUGCCGAUGGAAUGAAUAAUAGUAGUAUUACUCAGAAUAAUCCAUUUUCACCAAGGAAUGCAACUCCUACUGCAGAAACUAGUGCAAUUGAUGAUUCACCCAGUAUGAUGGGAAGUAGUGUAAUAUCUCCUAGUAAGUUUAGAACUUUUCAGACAUCAGCAAACGAAGAUAAGGUUAAUAAUCAAUAUAAAAUGAAACAAGAUAAAUAUUUAAAGUCUUCUAAUAUUGUUAUUGUUCAUGCAGAAGAUGUGACUAAUAAUCACAAAGAGAUUUAUCCACGAUUUACUGAAAGUUUAAUGCAUUCAUAUAAAAAUCACAGCAUGGCAAAUUCACCAAAAGUGAGUAAUAGACAGCAUAUACAGUUAGUUUAUGCUAAACCAUCGAAAUUGAGAAGAGAUGUUAUGGCACAUAAUGACCGUGAAGAAAUAUCACCAGUAAAAAUGAGCAUUGCACCUGUAACUUUAUCAGCGCCUACAGAACCAUAUAUGUUUGAUGACUAUUUUAUAAUUAGAAGACCUGAUCUAAGUGAUAUACCUGAACAAAAGCUUGCAACUUUAUCUAAUCAAUUUGGUGAACUUAAUGAUUCUGUGGAACGUGUUAUUAUUCGUAUAUUCGAUUCAGCUGUAGUCCCAGGUGGUGCACUACGUGGUGUUGUUUAUAUAUGUCUUAAAGAACCAAUUAAAUUGAAUACUUUAUUUAUUACCACAGAAAUGGUUACAAAAACAAUAUCUUCAGAUGAGAAACAAGAUAUGGAGAAACGAAUACCUAUAUCAUAUACUGUUUUGUCAGAUGACCCAUCAGUUGGUAAAAGAAUGCCAAUACGUAAAUUUACUUGUCAAGAACCAGAAUUUAUGCAGUCACCAGUAAAAGAAGUUGAUCUUAGUGAUCCAUGUUUUUCACCAUAUAUUGGACCUGUCCAACUUGCUCCAGGUGAUCAUGCAAUUCCUUUUGCGUUUCCUCUUGAAAGUGAUGCACAUCCGUCAAUAUUACUGAAGGGUAAAGUUGGUUUUACGCAUGAAGUAGAAAUUAUACAUAGAUAUUAUAUCUAUGGAACCAUCAGAUUGAGUCGACCAAAUGAAAAUAAUUCAGUAACAAUCAGUACAGAUAAUUUAAAUGUCAAAGUUCUUAGUUGUGGUCCACCAAAUUAUACACUUCCUAAUGGUGGACGAAUACCAGCUAUCAUGAAAACAUUUACAAUGGAAAAUAGACAAAUGUUAAUACAGAUUGAAAAUAUAAUCUUUCAAGAGGCUGAUGAUAUUAAUAUUUAUAUAUUUACGGAUGAACCAGUUGGUAUACGUUAUGCUGAAGCUUAUUUACUUCGUAUAUUUCAUAUACCUGGAUUAAAAGUUUCUGAUACAAAAGCAUUAUAUAAAUUGAAAAAGUAUCCUCCUAAUGUUUUUAUUGAUGGCCGUACAGAAAAAACUACUUUUACUGAAAAUCUACCUUUACCAUUCUCUGAAGCAGCUGAAAUUGAAAGUGGACGAUUAUUUUCUAAUUCACAACAUUUACCAAGUCAUUAUCGUGAUUUUCGUGUAUCAUGUGAAUCUUUAAACUCAACAGAACAAUCACAAAGAACAUUACAUUGUGAUUCAUAUAAAGAUUUACCUAGAGAUGCCCGUAAAGCCGGUUGUCAUUUAACAUUAAACGUUCCAAUCAAUUCAGUUCCACAAAGCUGCUUAGAAUCACUGAAGAUAACUUAUUAUAUUAGGGUAGGUUAAUUGAAAGUAAUCAAGUCAUUUGACUAUAAUGUCAUACUUUUACUUAGUUUAUCACCCUUUGUCAGUUAUUUCUAAAUGUAAGUCAUAGAUUUCUACUCAACUUACGCUGUUGUGACCGGGAUAAGAAUUCAAAAUUAGAUUGAUUUACUCAAUAUGAUUUUUAUUCAACAUUAAUUCCGUUUUAAUUCAAUAUGAUGAUUACUGAGUAUAGUACUUGUUUCGUUUUCCCCUAUGACAUUUUAUUCUGUAUAACAUACGACAUUCUUAUAUGAAUUAUGGGUGUAAAAACCAAUAUAUAAAUGAGUGUAUUUCUGACUAGACGGGUCGGGAUUACACGUGCUUCUGGCUGCUUGCGGAAUAUAUUUCUCCGUUUCGAACAUGAACUUCUCUCUUUAGUUAGCGAGGCUGGAACGCAACAGAAUAGCUAGCUUAUUGGUUUUUAUCACAGUCUUUGUUGCUUUUGCAGACUAGGUGAAUUCGUAAUCGCUUCAAACACAGCAUACUCAUACACAGAAAGAUAAAUUGUUUAAUUUCAUUUUUCCCAGGAAGAAUUAAAAUAAUUAUUAGGUUUUACCAUGUUAUUUUAAAAAAAUAAUCUUAACUGAAUAGAUAUGUUUAAGUAACUUGGUAAACGAAAUAAUAAGUAAAACAAUUAGAAAUGUGUAUCAUUUUAAUUUAAUAUCACUUUUAUAUAGAAUUGUUAGAACAUAGUUGGUAAUGAAAUUCAGGAUGUGCAUUUCGUCCCAUUUGGGAAUCGCCAGCAGAAGUGAUGUUCACUCCGAGAUUCGAAGCCAGCACCAUUUGUUUAGAAAGCCUAUGCCUUAUCCAAUAAGAUGCGAAUCCCAGAUAACCAAUUGCUUGUGUAACAUUACUUUGUUAGGUUAAGUAGUUUAGAGGCGAUAGAAAUCUGAAAAAAUAGUUAAAACACUCGUUAAACUAUUUUGAGAAUGAUGGAUUGUUUUACUACUAGAUUAUUUUCACAGUCGAAGUCACGAGUUGAGCCAAACUAGACCAUCAUUGCGAAUCUGGAAGCACUGGACGGCCAUUUCGCUCUAGUAUGGGACUUCCCUGCAGUGCACAUCCACAAUUCCAUACGCAGGACUAAAACCCGGAACCUUCGGUCUCGCACGAGAACGGUUAACCUCUAGACCACUGAGUUGGCAUCCAACAGUGUUUGUAUCUGACUUCAAUCAGCCCAUGAUUUUGCAAAACCCUUCAUCCGUUGUCUGAGAUCGAUAACAGUCUGGCAAGUGACACGGUUUGGACUCCACUGAUCACGGCUUCUCACUUAAACUUCAGGUGAUCCAGAAGUUAGGCGUUCGUGUGCGAGAGCGAAGGUUCCAAGUUUGAGUUGAGCAUGUGGAAUCUUGGAUGUGUACUGCAGGGGAGUUCCAUACUAUGAUGAAAUGGCCGUCCAUUGCCUGCAGGUUUCCAAUUGUGGUCGACUUUAAUUCGACUCGUAAUUUCAAUUGCGAAAAUUCUACAACUUCCACAAAUCGUCAUGCUGAUAUUAGAUUACUGACAAAAGACACUCAUAUUACUUACAUUUGAUAAGAUUAGCUGGCGAGAAAAUUGAUAUUAUGUGCUACUAUCGUUGCUAUUUGGUUUGAUUUAAGCUACCACUAAAUGAAUCAGACAGUAAAUACUCAUUUUCUUAGAAUUAGACAAUCUAUACUAAUUAUCCUAACUGAUUCCUUUCUGUCUUUAUACUGUUUCUAAUUUUAUGCUAAUUUCUGAUUAUUUUUAUCAGCUGAACAGUGGUAAACAUUUGAUCUAGUUUGUUCAACAUUAUAAUAAUUGCUUUGGUAUUAUUUUGUAAAUGGCAUCAACUGAUUAUCAUUAGCUAAAUCUACCCUAAUUAAACCAUGAAUUUAGUUUAUGUCAGGUUUUUAAUAUGUAUUGGAACUUAAAAAUAUGAUUAAAAUCAUCUGUGGUAUUGUUAUAGCUUGAGAUUCUAAUCGAUAUCAUGUGCUAUAUUACACAAUGAGGGUUCCGAUUAUCUAAUAAUCCACCUAUACAGCGACUGGUACUGGCAACUUCCCAUUUCACGAAUUUACACAUUGAUUAAUUAAACACAAACAAGGCCUUAAAGCUUAUUGCUUCUUGAACUUCUUUUAACACGAUAGCCAGCUGGAAGAUGAAGUUGGAAAACAGAUUAGUUCUCACUUGUACUCAAAACGCCUACAAUAAUAUACAUGAAUUGACUGACCAAACAGUACACCAAGUAUGAAAUCAUACUUUAAACAUAACAUUGCAAUAAAUGGUAGAGGAUGAAGCAAACAAUACAUAAUUAGUUGGCAAUAAAUAAAGGAUAGUAAGACAUAUAGCAGUGUUUACUAGGUGUACUGUAAGCUGAUAAUAAGAUAAAUAUGGAAAUACGGUAAUACAGUUAUCUACGAACUAUACCACAGAAAUAUGAAUGGUUAUAAUCCGAAAGUUUUAACUUGCCCACUAGUCUUCUCGUUAUAAUAAGUACCUAUUUUAGGGUUAAAACUUCCCAUGUAAAAAUGCAAAAUAAAAUGUUCAGCUGAUAAGUACUUAAAGAGUGUUGAUUCGCUCAUUCCUCUGUAUUAACAUUUGCUAUUAAUAAAUGCAUUUGAAGUGACAUAAUGUAAUAUUUUUACUAAACUUGCUACAUAUAUACUAAAAUGAAUGUCAUUAAAAAGCCCGUUAUCAUUUUUUAUUAAUUAACAGUUAAUCAGAAUUUUCAGUGAGACUAUAAUUUAUGGACAAACCAAUCAGAUUUAGGAUGACAUUUCUUGGAUUUUGGCUCGAAAUUCAUUCAUUCACUUGGCUAAAUAUAGUUUUUAGCAUUUUAGCUUAUGUACUUAUACAUGGUAAACGUAAAGUAAUGGCUUAUAGUUUACCAAUAUCAGUAGUUGAACAACGUACUAAAGAUUAUAAAAUGCGUUAUUUGGGUGAAGGCAAUCAUAUAUACGAUCCAGAAUAUUUAAAAUUAAAACGUGACAGUAAAUGUUCCGUUUCAUAAAAUUUGGAUACAAAUAAAUCAACUGAUAUAAUACAAUGAAAUUUAAAAUUAGUAAAUUUAUCAAUCAUUAGUUAUAACUUAUCUAGGAGAAAAACGAAGUGAAAGAGAAAAAAAAACUCAUUAAUGUUAGAUUCUUUUUGUUUGUUUGUUUGUUUUUGUUAUUGUCUUGAAUUCGUGUUGUUGUUGUUGCUGUUGUUGUUGUCGUCGUCGUCGUUUUGUUUGUUUGUUUUUCAUCUACGUUGUUACAUUGUCCAUUAUGUUUUGUUAUGAUACAUAGUUGUGGAUUCUUUUUAAAUUCACUUAUUUAUUUUAUUUGGUUAGUUUUGAUCUCUUUUCAUCUGCUUAAUUAACUAAGUUGAUUUGCUAUUAAUAAUUACCAUCAUUGUAUUCUAUAUCUUUGAUUUUAUCGAUUUUCUGAUAAAAAAAUAUUACAAAAGAGUGAUACAUGUUCCAUCCAUUAAAGUUACUCAUCAGUCAAUUUAUUUAAUCAAUAAUUGAUUAAUAAAUAAAUAAACAAAUAAAUACUGUGGUAAACAUUUACAUGAAUUAAAUUCCUCCGAAUAGAAAAUGUCUUGUUUCUUCUAGUUAAUCGAUAUGUGUUUAUAUACAAACAAACAAACAAACAAACAAAACGCCUACAUGUUGACGGAUAAAUAGUAAUAAAAGAUAAAUAUCAGAUGGGUUUUGUGGAGAUUGUAGUAAUUUCAAUGGUUAAGAUCAUGAGUCAGUUGAUAUGCUCAAUAGUGACUGGCUUCACGAGGUAUAUCCUGGAGUUCUAGUGAGAAGUAGUGACCAGUGGAGUUCAACCAGGUCUGUUGUGAGAUAGUAACUCACUGAAGAUAGUGGUGAAUAUGUCACUCAAUUUCGUGGAUUAGUUGAAGUUAGAGAUUGACACCGUUGGAUGCCGGCUCAUCAGUGGUCUAGUGGUUAAGUGCUCGCGCGCGAAACCAGUAGGUCCUGAGUUGGAAUCUCGCAGGGGGCGAGGUCGUGGAUGCGCCUGUCGAGGGUUCCACGAUGGGACGAAAUGGCCGUCCAGUGCUUCCAGGUUUUCAAUGGUGGUCUAGCUUCAAUUGACUCAUGAUCUUGACCAUUGAAAGUAAUAAAAGGUGUUUUUUUCUAUCUUGAUUCUUUUUUUUCAUUUAAAAGAAUUGGAUACAAAAAAUUGUUUUCGAUAUUUGAAUUUAUAUAGGUUCAUUCGAAAAUAAUAUUGUUUGUGGAUUAGAAGAUUAUCGAAUAGAAGAUUCUAGAUUCGUACCUUGACUACUUGUUUGUAAUUAUUUCUGUGUAGUUUCACAUUAGGAUAGGAAAUUAGUUCACUGGUUUCAUGGUUUCCAAUGAAUCAUUCCCUGAAGUUAUUUCAUGAUGAAAACCAUUCAUAAAAUUAAGUAAUCUCAAUAAACUUUCUCAUUAUGUUUAUAAUUUGGAAUUUAAUAAGUUAAGUUCAAUCUUAUAUCUCAAUACUGGAGAAAAGGAUACUGUAAUAACGUUUAAAGAAAUUACUCUUAUUAUUUGCAUAUAAGUUUAAAAAGCUCAUCACUUAAAACGUGUAGAGAUUACGUUGACUAUACGUAGAUAUUUCACAGAUUGAAAUCAUGAGUCAGUUGAAGCUAGAUAGUUCAACUGAAUUGUAGUUUCUAAACAAUUGUAUUGGUUCCAAAAAUAUAUAUAUGAAAAUCAUACAUGUAAUAUAAUAAAUAACAGACACUAUGUGAAUACUGUUGGAUUAACGAAGAAUAUCAUCUCAUCAAACUUUACAGUUAUAAAUUUAAUUUAUUAAUCUAAAAGAAUGGUCAAGUUAAAGCUCAAAUAGUUCCUUUAAAUUCAUUCAUAGUUUAUAAGUUAAACAUAGUUUCUAAAAUAAAAU